AUGGCGUCGUCGACUCUGCGCUCCAGGACAGAAGCUGGGGAAGGCGUCCUGCCUAUCGACACGCUCUAUGAGAUCCUGAUCCGCCUUCCAGCCAAGGAGGUCUGCCGCCUCCGUGUCAUCUGUCGGCCGUGGCGAUCCCUCCUUUCCGACCCGCAGUUCAUCGCCGCUCAUGCCACCCGUCACCGCCGGCCGCUCAUCGUCGCAGGCCACGACAAAUCGUAUCGUGAUGACGGCAUCCUCUGCGACAUCAUUGACCUCUCAGGCCGGGUCAUUAAGCAGAUCAUCCGCUCGACAGAGGACGAGUGGCUAAUAUCCACCCAGCGCAACCUCGCCUGCAUCGCGAAAGGGACAAGCAAGAGCUGCCAGUUGCUCAACCUAGUCACUGGAGACAGAUUUUCCUUGCCUGAAGGAUUGUCCCAGGAACACACGCCAAGGAAGCUCGACUUCAUGAAUUACAGAGCUUCCGUUGCAUUGGGACAGGUUGCCUUGACAGGGGAGUUCAAGUUGCUUCGUGUGAUUGAUAAUGCCUUCUUCAACAGCCGCUACAUGCAGCUGUGCGAAGUCUUCACACUCGGUGGCAGCGGUGAUGCUCGGUGGAGAGGAAAGAAGGCUGCUGAGAAUCAUGUUAAUAUGAGCCCGCUGAGCAGAGUCGUCGUCGAUGGAGUUGUGCAUUUUCUAUUGGAUGAGAAUCUGAUCAACAGACAUGUUCGACCAAAAGGCAUUGCUUCGUUUGACCUUCUAACAGAAGAGUGGAGGUCAAUUCUCCGAGGACCUGUAAGCAUCCCUGCUUACUAUUCUAAUCUUUCUCUGGCUGCCCUUAAUGGAUCCUUAGUUCUGGUCCAUUGUAUGUUACAUGUUUCAAUGGACCUGUGGUUGCUGGUGGACUUUAAGAAGAGCUUAUGGGUCAAAAAACAUGCCGUAGAGAUCAAUUUGAGUGUCCGUGAUGAAUUCCUUGCACAUCCUUUGGUGAUACUGAAGAAUGGGAGCAUAGUUACUUAUAUUGGAUCUAGAGGAUUGUUGAGGAUUUAUAAUCCAAGGACCAACACUUAUACAGAUGUGGCAGAGAUGGGGUCCCGUGUUGGAAUUGGUUUGUACACGGGAAACCUAUUGAGCAUAGCAAAUGAUGCCACUUAA
Miscanthus lutarioriparius is the source of this 1134-nucleotide messenger RNA. Lineage: Eukaryota; Viridiplantae; Streptophyta; Magnoliopsida; Poales; Poaceae. The record is from the annotation of a GenBank genome assembly.